This is a messenger RNA of Microsporum canis CBS 113480, 1845 nucleotides long. RefSeq names its product WD repeat-containing protein 1. Gene Ontology annotation, biological process: positive regulation of actin filament depolymerization; actin filament depolymerization. NCBI's taxonomy places the organism in Eukaryota, Fungi, Ascomycota, Eurotiomycetes, Onygenales, Arthrodermataceae. The coding region runs from base 1 to 1845 and encodes 614 amino acids. Gene Ontology annotation, cellular component: cortical actin cytoskeleton. Gene Ontology annotation, molecular function: actin filament binding. The transcript has 3 exons. The record is from RefSeq and is a predicted model, not a curated record.
AUGAGCAUCAAGAUCGAUUCCACCUGGGCUGCUUGCCCAUCUACAACCCGGGGACAGCCAACCCAGCUUUCAUCGGAUUUAAAAGGUGAACGGCUAGCUUACGCGUCCAAUAAAUCCAUAUUCCUUCGCUCGAUAGACACCCCGUCGAUUUCAACUCAAUAUACUGGUCACACGGCGGAGACAACUGUUGCGAGGUUUUCACCGUCUGGAUAUUAUGUUGCGAGCGGUGAUGCUUCCGGCAUCGUGCGGGUAUGGGACUGCGUUGGAGAGGGUAUCACAAAAGGAGAAUACCCCAUUGUGAGUGGGAGGAUCAACGACCUAGCCUGGGAUGGUGACUCGCAACGUAUAAUUGCUGUUGGUAAAGGGAAUCAGCGAUUUGGACACUGCAUUACGGCAGAUAGCGGUAACACUGUCGGCGAAAUCACGGGCCAUAGUCAGGUCAUCAAUUCGGUGUCCAUCAGGCAGCAGAGGCCAUUACGCGCAGCAACGGCUGGAGACGAUAGGACCUUGGUGUUCUAUCACGGUGCGCCAUUCAAAUAUAAUACCGGAAUUCGAGACAAGCACAAUAAUUACAUCUACGGCGUUGCUUUUAGUCCGGACGGCGAUAGCUUGAUUAGCGUUGGCGGAGAUAGAAGAAUUUGGAUCUACGAUGGAAAGACCGGAGAAGCCAAAGGCCAGAUUGGAGAAGGUGAACACAAAGGUAGCAUUUUUGGAGUUUCCUGGGCAAGCGAUGCUCGGAGAUUCGUCACAGCCAGUGCAGACCGUACGGUCAAGCUUUGGGAUGUUGAGCAUGGUAAGGUAAUCCAGAACUGGACACUUGGUGAAGACGGUGCUGCCGGAGUAAUAGACCAACAAGUCGGAGUGGUAUGGCCAAGCGGAAGAAGUGAUGGUUUGGCUAUAAGCUUGUCUCUCUCAGGGACUCUUAAUUAUCUGGUCGAGGGUACCGAGAAGCCAACCAGACGAGUGGAGGGUCACCAAAGGAAUAUCACCGCUCUAUCCCCCCGUAGCCCAUGUCCAAGCAACACUUUCUGGACUGGUAGCUAUGAUGGCAGAGUCUGCCAGUGGAACAUGUCAGACGGAGGAGCACAAAAAGCAAAAGGACCUGGCCAUAACUGCUACAUUACAGGCUUCUCAGCCACCAGCGAGGGGAACUCUGGACGAAUUUAUAGCGUUGGAUGGGAUGAUAAAUUGAGAUCUAUCGAUCUAAGUUCUAACACUUACACUGAACUUGAGAUAAAACUGGCUGCACAACCAAAGGGCAUUGCCACGGCUGGGGAUAUUGUCCUUACUGCCAAUUCUGAUGGGAUUGAGAUAUUUUCUAAAGGUCAACUCUCAGGGAAAUUUGACUCUAAAUCACAAAUUACUGGUGUUGCCGCCGUUGGAUCAGCCGUGGCUAUCGGUGGUGGAGAUGCCUCAAUUCGAAUCGGCAAACUCGAUAGCAACGGCACCAGCAUCAACGUCAGUAUCGAGACCAAACUUUCGAGGAACCCUGUUACAGCUUUAGCCUUCUCAUCUGAUGCAUCAAUAUUGGCUGCAGGAGACUCAAGCGGCAGGGUGAUGGUGUACAAAGUCUCUGAUGGCAGCAUUGUCACUGACCGUUGGACGGCGCACACUAGCCGUAUCACAUCUCUUUCAUGGAACAAGGAAGCCACCCAUUUAGUGAGCGGAUCUCUUGACACCAAUAUCUUUGUAUGGAAUCUUGCUCGCCCUGGUGACAAGCUGCAGAUGAAGAAUGCCCACCGGGAAGGUGUCAAUGUUGUUACUUGGAUAGCUGAUGGGUCUAAGAUUGCGUCUGGAGGCGUUGACGGCUGUGUGAAGACCUGGAAGGUUGAGCUCGCGAAGUAG